This is a messenger RNA of Pistacia vera, 2899 nucleotides long. RefSeq names its product protein JOKA2. The transcript is spliced from 7 exons. The record is from RefSeq and is a predicted model, not a curated record. Gene Ontology annotation, molecular function: zinc ion binding; protein binding. Lineage: Eukaryota; Viridiplantae; Streptophyta; Magnoliopsida; Sapindales; Anacardiaceae. The coding region runs from base 337 to 2730 and encodes 797 amino acids.
CCAAAUCCAAAGCCAAACCCAAACCCAAAAAUCCCUAUAUAAAAUAGUACCGCACACGAAUGCACUGGGCAAAAUUUUCACAUAAUUUUAUUUUAUAUUUUUGUUUUGAGUGUGUGAGAGAGAGCGCUAAAAUCGGGUUUCGCUAUCUAAAUCCAAUAUCUCUUUUUAAUCUAUUCCGAUUUCAAGUUUGAAUGUUUCAUCAAUUUAACUUUUGAUCGAACUCUGAUUGAGGUUAAUUAGGGUUAGGGUUUUUUUGUAUUUAUUUUAGAAAGCUGGUUUGGUUUGGUUUUAUUUACUGUCUGGUUCGCGAGAAGAGACUUCUAAGUUUCUGUGGCGAUGGAGUCUACUAUGGUUAUCAAGGUUAAAUAUGGAGAUACACUUAGGCGCUUUAAUGUUAGCGUUGACGAAAAUGAGAAGAUGGAUCUUGAUAUUGAUGGAUUAAGGGCGAAGAUCAUAGGUCUUUUUAAUUUUCCUCCUGAUGCUGAUCUUAGGCUGACAUACAUUGAUGAAGAUGGUGACAUAGUAACUCUUGUUGAUGACAAUGACAUGCUUGAUGUGAUGAAGCAACGUCUCAAAUUCUUGAGAAUUGAUGUACAGCUGAAGAAUGAAAAAUCAGGGAAAGCUAUUACAAGAUCAGGUGGAAGUUCUACUCCCUUGAGAUCCCCUCGAGCCCAGCAUCCAUUACCUGACAUUAACAAUAAGGUUGCUGAAGUAUUGAAAUCGGUGCCAGAGCCGCUGCUUGAAACACUGUCAAAGCUAUCUGUUGAUUUUGCUUCAAAGGCUGCAUCCUCAAGUCCAAUUUUUGCAGAUCUUGCUGAGUGCUUUUUGAAGCUGGGUAUUCCUCAGCUGAAUCAAGUUUCCCAGUCUCAAGCAGAUGCAGAGUCAAGUGGACAGACUAAGGCAUCUGAAAGCGAUGUAGCUUCUUCAGUUCCUAAAGAUCCAAAUGCACCAAGGGGUGGUGGCCUGAGAGAAGUAUUGCCAAAUUCAACCCCCGUAGACCUCAAUGCUAUAAGUAGCCAAGAGUGUGAUGUUGGAAAUCCGGUAGGAGUAUGGGCACCUGCUGUUAACCUGAAUACGAUCCCACAGAUUGGUUCAGUUCCCUCUGGAAGCUCAAAUGUGAGCUUUGCGGCAAAUGUCUCUGAUAUUCUAGCUACCUUUGAUAGGAAUGAGACAAAGAAUAUCGGCAGUCAAGACAGUGGCAAGUCUGCUGUUUCUGUUGCACCAAUAAGUUCAGCUGAUACAACAAGGCCUUCUGACGUGGAUCAACCCCAUGCCAUGUGUUUGGGUGGUAAUGCUUCUAAUGAGUGUCCAUUUAGUGGAACUCCUGUUGUAAACGACUCAACUGGUACUUAUCGGCACCGUCGCAUUAGUCAGUUGAACAUGAUUCGCAAUGCCAUGGUUGGUACGUUCCAUAGGGGCAUCCAAUGUGAUGGUUGUGGUGUUCAUCCCAUUACUGGACCUCGAUUCAAGUCAAAAGUGAAAGAUGAUUAUGAUCUGUGCAGUGUCUGCUUCGCGGCAAUGGGCAAUGAGAAUGAUUACAUUCGAUUGGAUAAGCCUUUAUAUUAUCGACUUCCAAGACCUUUCAAAGGGUCAUAUGAUCAUAGACAGAAUUAUGGGUGUGGUAUUCCCACAACACCACAUAAUGGUAUCCCAACACCACCUCAUAUCCCAACACCACCUCAUAUCCUGAGAGGUUUUGGAAUCAAGGAAGGUGGGCCAAAGUUAGACAGUCGGUUCAUUAUGGAUGUCAAUGUGUCGGAUGGGACUACAAUGGCCCCAUCCACUCCAUUCACUAAGAUAUGGCGGAUGCGCAAUAAUGGUACUCAAGUGUGGCCCCAGGGAACACAACUCAUGUGGAUUGGGGGAGAUAGGUUUAGUGAUGCAGUUUCAGUUGAUAUAAAGGUUCCUGCUGAUGGUUUGCCUGUGGAAGAUGAGCUUGAGAUAUCAGUUGAUUUUACUGCACCUGAGUUGCCUGGUCGUUAUAUCUCCUACUGGAGGGUGGCGUCACCUUCCGGUUUGAAAUUUGGGCAACGUGUGUGGGUUCUUAUCCAGGUUGAUGGGUCUCUGAAGGAUGGCAAUGGUGUUAGCUUUCAAGGCUUGAACUUGAAUUUGCCUCCUGAGAGCAAUUGGCACAAAAACCCUGAAAUUAUAGAUAUGAAUGUUCAGCCCAUUGUGGAUGGAGGUUUGCAGGGGCCUAGCAACUCUUACCCAGUCAUUGAACCAGUAAAACCAGUGGUUGAUGAACAGUCAAAGGAGGAGAAUUUCCCUAUAAAUGAUAGCUUGCUGGUUGGUGAUGGUCGAUCAGCUUCUGCUUUGCCACCUCCACAGGCUCCAUCAUCUGUGUCAUAUCCCAUUAUUGAUCUCACUGAUGCGGACCUAGCUGAGGCCUCUUAUUCAUCAACCCCUCUUGCAAGUGUGCCAACAUUAUCUGAGGAGAUCAGUGAUAAAGAUGCUGUUGAGCAGACUCUGCUCAAGGAGCUUGAGGAGAUGGGCUUCAAGCAGAUUGAUUUAAACAAGGAGAUCUUGAGGAAGAACGAGUACGACUUGGAGCAAUCUGUGGAUGAUCUCUGUGGUGUUUCGGAGUGGGAUCCAAUGCUUGAGUUGCAGGAGAUGGGAUUCUGUGAUGAAGAAAUGAACAAGAGGCUGCUCAAGAAGAACAAUGGAAGUAUCAAGCGUGUUGUGAUGGAUCUUCUGACUGGGGAGAAGGCUGAGCUGAAGAAGACUCUUUAAGCUGUGUUAAGUAGUAAAUAUUAUCAAUAAAUAUAACGAACAUGUUAUGCAUUUAGAUGAUAGAAUUCCCAGUGAACUUCUCGGACUUAAUGUUCUUUAAUGUUGUUUGGUAUUUUGGACCUAAUUAACUUGGUAAAUAUAUAUAUAUAUAUAUAACUUUUAUGUUUCA